GCGGCCACAUACAGUAGAUGUGGAUGGUGCAGUGGGGAUGCGCAGCAAUCCACCAACGAUGUUACGUUUGGGAGGAGGAGAAUCUGACCAAUAAGGCGGAUAUUGCAGUUUCACCUUUUGCACAUGUCCGAUGUCGUCAUUGGGAAACCACUAUCGCACUGCCUCGUAUUGCAUCCCUGACAAAAAUGGACAAACUCAAAGUGGGAGUCCGGAGCGAUGCGGCAACAUCAACUUUAAAGCAACUUGAUGGACAAAACUAGAGGAGUCCCUUUAAGAUGACACGGACAGACCUGCCUGACAUACUGGUAUCAACUGUGCAUCAAGAUAUAAAAGUUGUCCCGAUUUUUUCACACUACAAAUCCUUGCAACCCUCCAAACAAUGUGAUUCUAUAAAUUACAGCACACUGGAGGACAGUAAGAACAAAGUCAAUAAGAGGCACUGCUGUACCUUUGACUACAAGUCAUUGGAGUACUCAAAAUCCCAUAAAUACUCAAUGGAGUCCCCAUACAGGAAGGCUGACAGGCAUGCAGCUAACCCAGAUGUUGCAUGGAAUGCCUUGGGCCGCCAGCAGAGAUAUCGCUUUUCUGCUCCAGACAUUUUCAGCCACAGGCUAACCCCUCAACCAAUGGCUGCUGAUAUGGCCAGUGACAAAGUUGUCCCUGAACAGAAAAGAAGGACCAGGUCAAAAAGUGCCCCUCGAGUUCAGACUAGUCUCACCCCUGUUUCUUUUGAAGGAUCCUCAUCUUUGGGAAGGAAGGGAAGGGAGUCCCAAAAGGCUCCAAGAGACUCCUACUGGAGACAGGAAGUAUCACCUCGUAGGGAGUCCUCCUAUACAGCAACUCGGGCUCAUAUGCAUGAGGUCCAUCCCAUUAAGUUGCAGCCUCAAAUAACUGACAGCAGUAAAUAUUCCCCAAGUGAGGAUGGAGGACUGGAUAAACCAGCAACUAGUCCUCAUGUCAGGUGUAGGGUGGACAUCAAACCUGAUGAGGCUGCAUUACAUAAUUCAGGACGGAAACAGGCUUCACCUCAAAUAGACAUACCCUGGCAGAGGCACCACAGUGGGGGGAGUAGGAGCCUUACUGUGCCACGACAUUUCUCCUAUUCUAGAACACCAACUCCCACUGAUUCAUUAGGUACAGAGAGCAGGCAAGCUUAUCAUUAUUCCCGCAGCAUGCCAAAUAGUUACUUACAACCCAUGGAGAUUCCAUUGCAAAGAAUGCCUUCAUCAAGUGAUUCCUAUUAUAGAGAACGCAGAGCUCAUUCCAGCCCCAACGUGCCAACAAAAUUCUUUUAUGCGGAUGACCCAGGUAGAUAUGUUACUACUGUCCCUCCUCAACCAAGUUCUUACUUUCAUGAUGAACGUUACACACCAGGACAAACAUACAGUCCAAAAGUGCAAUAUUUGCAAGAUCCAAGGACUCGAAGGAUGCAUGCUGUAGCUACAAGACCCUUUUAUCCUGAGAUGGAGACCUAUCCAUACUCUGUGCAGACAGGGUAUCCCAAACCCUAUGCAGCAAAUGAACCAGGGCCAUACAUCAUACAGACACCUCCAGCAAGAAUAUUUUAUGGGGAUGAUCCAAGGUCUUAUCAAAUCCAGACUGCUCCACCAAGAUUUUAUUAUUCAAGUGAUAUGUAUGCAAUGCCACCAGAGCAUCAUAUCCCUGCAAGGGCAUAUUAUACAGAGGGCCGGAGACAUGCUAGAGUCAUUCAGGCACAAACAGAUGACUGGUAUGGCUCAGAUGCAUCUGGCUAUUCCACCAAUCCUGCCUCUUAUGUAUCUCAAGUGACUCCAACCAGAGUCCGUCAUGAGCCUGUGUUAACAUCCUGGUAUGCCAACCCAUGUGUAGAACCUCAAAGAAUUGGCGCAGAUUCCAAAUCUUACUCAAGGUCCUGGGACAAUAUUCUCAACUCUCGUGUUGAGAGGGAACAACCUCUUCCUGUACAGCGUGGUCAGAGCUAUGAUGAUCUUCUUGAGUCUAGAAAGCCUGCGGCCGCCACAGGUGACAAGCCACAGCCAGUGGUAGUCAAUCUGUCCAGUUCACCAAGACGCUAUGCAGCCUUAUCGAUGUCUGAUAACUCACUAAUUGACAAAAGCCCAACAGAGACAUCAAAGAGCACUUCUGGUAAACUCUGGUUUGUAACUCCUGAGAUAACAAUCACUGAUAAUGACAUUCGACCAGGGAAACUUAAUAAGGCUGAAGGGCGGUCUGCCAGUUGGGAUGUUCUUGACUCCCGAAGCACUGAGGGUCCAGAAUUGUCUCAGCAUGACUUUCAAAGUUCAGCCAAAGAGAAGACACAUGACAAUGCCUCUCUACAGCAAAGCCUUGAACAACUUGAUGAGCUUCUGGCAGAUCUCGUGACUGAUUACAAGCCACCUAGUAGAAGAGCAAGUGAGGACAUUCUGGAUCAGCUAAAGAAGUUAAUUGAUGAGGAAGAAGCAGUAUCUCUGUCCAGAAAAAGCUCAAAGGCAGGUACAGAGGAACCACCUCCUCUUGAUAAACAGCCAACCUCAAUAAGAAUGAAUCCUGAUGCUUAUCGAGACAUGGAUGGGGGCAGUGAUGCAAUGAAGAAUGUAGAUGAGUGUUCCCCAGAUCAGAGCCCAGAUGAGGAUGAUACAAUGAUGUGCUCCAACAACAAAUGCCGGAGGACAGAGACCUUGUUCAAUGCUUGCUUAUAUUUUAAAUCUUGCCACAGUUGCUAUACCUACUAUUGCUCCCGUAACUGUCGCAGGGAGGACUGGGACAUUCAUAAAGAAAGCUGCUUGUAUGGAAGAAUUGGCAGCACAUGUCGUCACAUCAUCAAACACUGCCGGGAGACUGUUGAUGUCCACAAAGCCUUCUCCCGCAUUGCCAAAGUUGGCUACCUCUCACGAGGUAGAGGAGUUCUCUUUCUUGGUUUUCCAAACCCUGCAUCAUCCACUAACUUCCUUCAGUAUGGCCUGGAUAGUCUACUUAUGUCUCCCACAUACCUGUCCCUGCGAGAGCUUGAAAGCUUCAAGGACAACCUGGGGGAGUAUUGUAAGGAGCUUCAGGAAGCUGGUAAAGAAUACGACCCAAAUGAAUGUUUCAUCCUGAAUGUUUCUAUUGCUGUUGGUGAGCAAUUGCCAGAUGGGCCAUCACCAAGGAACCAAGCGCCAACUGUCAGAAAAUAUGCAAAGGUAGCACUGGCUUCAUUCAGUCCUGAGAGAAAGCUUCACAAGAAAGAGAGUGACAUGGAAACGCUGAUCCUCACUCCACCCCCAGGAACAGCAGAUAUCGACAAAGAGGGAGAGGAAGGCAGGAAGGCUAGGGAAAUCUGUUUUAUCAAUAUUCAACGGGAGUUACGGAUCCGUGGGGUUUUCUUACGCCAUGAAUAUCCACAGGUGUAUCAGCAGCUAUGUGAGUUUGUGGAAAGUAACAGAAGGUUCACACCCACAACUAUUUAUCCCAUUGAUAAGAGGACCGGUAAACAGUUUAUGUGCAUGAUUAUGGCUGCCUCUGAGCCCAGGACUUUGGACUGGGUGGGCACCCCACAUCUCCUUGAUGACAUUAUUUAAGUGAAACUUUUGUUGUACAUAUAUAUCUAUAUAUAUAUCUAUAUCUAUUUAUAGAUAUAUAGAUAUAAAUAUAUAUAGUUACACAUAUUUAUAUAUAAAUCCAAUCACAAACAUUUGUAGACAAGUAUUUUGUUAC
Scatophagus argus is the source of this 3672-nucleotide messenger RNA. RefSeq names its product apical junction component 1 homolog (gene ajm1). Gene Ontology annotation, biological process: cell-cell junction organization. The transcript has 2 exons. Gene Ontology annotation, cellular component: plasma membrane; apical junction complex. The record is from RefSeq and is a predicted model, not a curated record. NCBI's taxonomy places the organism in Eukaryota, Metazoa, Chordata, Actinopteri, Scatophagidae. The coding region runs from base 276 to 3536 and encodes 1086 amino acids.